Molecule: messenger RNA, 1338 nt
Organism: Aureobasidium melanogenum CBS 110374
Lineage: Eukaryota; Fungi; Ascomycota; Dothideomycetes; Dothideales; Saccotheciaceae
Exons: 4
Coding region: 1-1338 (445 amino acids)
Source: RefSeq, a predicted model, not a curated record
AUGCCGCACUUUGACAGCCCUAAACGAUCUUUUGAGGACGUCUUUGAUCCCAAGAUUCACCUGAAUUAUUCACCUCCAAAGAAGGUGUACCCUCUUGCCGAUCUCAAACUUGAGCCUCGCGAGUUUUCAACUCCAAUAGCAGCGACGGCUCCGUUCCAGUUCCUCAGUGAGGCGGGAGUUUUGGCCUAUCGCAGAGCAUUGUUUGCUCCCGACGUACUUGAUCAGUGCGCCGUUUCGCCAUACCUCAAUACACUGAUCAUUCGAGACGCCGCGAAGAAGUCCAAGUUUCUUCAUGACUUCUGGAAUCACCCCGAGACAUUGGAGAUUCUUUCUGGACUGAUGCAAGCUCCCUUGAUGCCCAUCUUCAAGAUUGAGGAAGGCUUUGUCAGUGUUCAAACAAAGUCGUCGAAUGAUAUCGAAGAGAUGAAGAAGGAGGUCAGCAUUGAGCCGGAUCAUCAGUUGAUCGAAUUGAGUGAGGAAGAAAGAAAUGCCGAUCCACUGAAAACUGGGUCCAUUAUACCCUGGCACUUCGACUCUUAUCCUUAUGCUUGUAUCGUCAUGUUGAGCCAUACUGAUGGGAUGGUUGGUGGCGAGACAUUCAUCAAGUGCGGCAAUGGUACCAUCACAAAAGUCGAGGGGCCUAGCUACGGGUGUGCAUACAUCAUACAAGGCGGUAUCUUGGAACAUCUCGCAUCCAGAGCUAAGGGAGUCGAGGAGAGGAUCGCAAGUGUGGCAUCUUUUCGUGCGAACAUCGACGGCUUCUACGAUAUCAGCUUCACCACGAACACUCGCCCAAUGACCAACACUCAAGACCUUCACCGAGAAUGGGCCGAGUAUCGGUUGGAAGUCCUCAACAAAGAGAUCGAAGCUACACUUGAGAAAGUCAAAAGCAAUCAGAUCUCUACCGAAGACUUCCAUGUUUUUGCGAAACGGCAGGUCGUCUAUAUGCAACAGACGUAUCGACAGAUGGUGCCAAGGACUCUGAUCGACAAGACCAUCAAGGACCAUGGUAAUUAUGGUUACUAUCAUGCCGACAAGAUCUGGGAGGAGAUUCGCAAAUGUGCCGGCUUCGAAAUCAUGCUUACAACUGCCAACGAGAUGGAAGACUCAUGGGAGCCAGGUCGCGAUUAUCAAGGCGAUCUGGCAAUGUCUAGAUUGUCACUGAAGAGAGGUGAAAUUCUCCAGGGGCAACUGGGGAGGGUCAUUCCUAGCGUGAACCCCUGGCAGAGAUAUUCGAUGGGCGAUGAACUGCUCCGCCAAGGUCAGCGCGAGUUGUUUCUGGGAUGGAGUGACUACUUUGGGUUCUCGAGCUUGAUGCUAUCGAGUGUCCAUAAGUGA